AUGUAUUUGUUGAAACACAUCCUUUUCUUUUCUGUGAGUGUAGGAUUUGCAAAAUGUUCCAUGCACAUUGCACUGUUUCAUCGCCAUCGUGAAAAAUAUUUAUCCAAUAGCGUUAUUCAUACAGUGCUGGCAAACACCGAGACUGAAUGUGCCAUUUAUUGCUCAAGAGAUAAAGAGUGCGUCUCGGUAAACUACAAAGCUACGGGAAAAGAUCGUGGUUUAUGCGAACUUAAUAAUAAAACGCUGUCCGGGCCAGCCACUAAUGUUAACAGGAAAGAAUUCAACAACCUUGAAAUUCUACAAAAGGUAAUUAUGAAUAACAUAGCCUAAAAAUUGCUUUUCUUUGUUAUAAAUUUCUUGACUAGGUCCGGUCAUGGCUUUCUUGCGUGCUUGAUGUGCUUUAUUUUCCCGAGCCGCGUGUGUUUGACAAAAUGUUGCAAAGUUUCAUUGAACUAUUAGGGUUAGUAUUAGCGCAUGGAUUAGGAUUACGAUUAUUUUCUGAAAUAAUUCCUAAUAAAUGAAUUUGUUUCUAAGUUGGUAUGUGCAUGCAGUCAACCUGAACAAGAGACUGGGUUGUUUGUUUGUUUGUUUGUUUGUUUGUUUGUUUGUUUGUUUAGUAGUAUAGAACUUUUAUUGAAAUUUUAUGUUUUCGUAGUCUAAUUUUCUAGUUGUUAUUUAUGAGCGAGGUUUUCUUUGUUGGGACUUAAUUCGAAUCCGUUCGCCGAUCCCAUAUCUAACUCGCCUUUGUUAAGUUGUAAUGACUUUUGUUUCGUUCUCACAUAUAGUAUCGUAAAUUUCCUAGCGAGUUUGAUUAAAGCUUCUUAACUAUUUAUUUAUUUAUACAUUUAGUUAUUGAGUGAGAAUUCAUAAUAUGGUAAAUUAUACGUAGCAAUUGCGAGCGACUUUAAGUUUCGGUUUUGUUUGUUGUCGGGUUUUUUUUGUGUUUUUUUUUUUGGGGGGGGGUCAAAUAUUUAUAUAGCAGCUUUCUGGCAUUUUAAGUGGCUGCAACGUUUUUAGGAUAUAGGUUGCAACUGAAAACAACACGAGCUUCUUAUUUAUUUAUACAUUUAAUUAUUGAGUGAGAAUUCAAAAUAUCGUAAAUUAUAAGUAGCAAUUGCGAGCAACUUUAGGUUUCGGUGUUGGGUUUUUUUUUGGGGGGGGGUUCAAAUAUUUAUAUAGCAGCUUUCUGGCAUUUUAAGUGCUGCAACGUUUUUAGGAUAUAGGUUGCAAGCAAGCAAGUGAUUAUAAAUUUUAUUCAAAACGGUGAAAGCAAGUGAUUAUAUAUUUUAUUCAAAACGGACGCGCUUGUUAUAAACAAUGAAUAAAUAAUGAAUGCAUGCGGCUUUGAAGAACUUUUAAUGGAACAAGACGCUCUACGGAGCGUUAACUCGCUGGGGUUAUACUAGACUUGGUUGAAGGUUCUCUCUUAUAUUUUCGCACCUUUUUUGACCGCUCGCGUGCAUCGCUAUUUUCAACCCCUUGGCCUUGAGAGACGAACUUGAACCAACUCUAGGGCUAUGCAAAUACGCAUAUUACUGUACAUGAUACAUACAGUACACAGCUAUUUCAAUUAAGAUUUAAAGUUUUCCCCGAGCUAAGCGGAAAAGUCGAAUACCGGCGCGAAAGGCUUAAUAACACAGUAUUAAAAUGCGGUAGGCCCUACAAGUAAAGUUAUUUUUAGUACGCUGCAUUCUAUUUCUUCAAGACCUCGUUCAAGACUGUCAGCCGCCAGUUGGUCCGUACGCUAGGAUUAAACUGCGCUUUAAAACGUUCAAAAUAAAAUUUUUUGAGCUCAAAAUACUAUCAAAAUGAAGAGAGAAGUGAGACGAAUCCACUGGCAUACGGCCGAAAAAGAGAAAACCAAUGAUACCAAAGUUAUCAAGGAUCAAACGUACUUAAUUUUUUUAUAAUUAGUUUAAUAAUUUUGAGCGAUUUAUCAACAACACAAUUUCGCUUGAUUUUCAAAGGCCAUAAAUCGCUAGAAUACUGUUGUUUAGUAAUACAUUUGAUAUCCGUAAUUAGUACAAUUUCUAACGCUGAAUCGAACGGUGGUAUUUUUAUCCUUAUUGCGCCAUUAGGCAUUACAAAUACAAGGACAAACGUAGCGCAAGUGAUUUCUCAACAAUAGUAUACGUACUGCGAGCGAUUAGUGAACAAUACAAUUUCGCUUGAUUUUCAAAGGCCAUAAAUCGCUAGAAUACUGGUGUUUUGUAAUACACUUGACAUCCAUAAGUACAAUUUCUUACACUGAAUCGAACGGUGUCGCUUUCUUCUCAAAAUAUAUUAAAUUAAUUAAAGCAGCGCAGCCAAACGUAUAAACUUGCGACGAGACUUGCGAUUUGCGAAGGUUGUUGUUUCCGUGCGAAAUUCCUUGUAAAAUUGUUCAAUUUUCCCGAAUUUUCCUCAAAAUGCAGGGUUAUUUAUGGAUAAUUUGGGUAAAAUUGGCAGGAGCCUUAUGGAUAAUUGGGGGGAAAAUUAGGCAGCUCAUUAAUAUUCUAUUUUGUGGCUAUCGAAGAAAAUUGGAGAUUCACUAUUGGAGAUUGCCGAUCCACUAAAAAUGAAUGCCGAAACCUAUACUGGUCUGGGGCACAGGUGCCCCAGCGAGUAAUUAGGGUUUUAAGAAUAGCAACCUUGUAAAUUUGAUGGACUUAGAAGAAAUGUCUACUCUCCCGAAAGGGUGGUGCAGUGGGAAGUAAAACCUUUUACAGAAGACAAACUAUACACUAAUUAUUUGCGUUAAUUAUAGCAAAGUCUAUAGUUAUUAUUAGUAUACUGUAGGUAAUCGCAUGGGGCCGAGUAAAAUUAAGGUUUAAUAAUUAAUUUUGAAAGCACAAGUGAAAUUAAAUCUUAAUUAUACGAGGAAAUAUCUGUUAUUCAUAGAGGGCAAAAUGUAUUCGCAACUAAAUUAAUUGUGAACUUGUCAAGUUUUUGAACCUCGUAUGUCUCCAUGUCUUCGUCGAUCAGUAAUGCAGCCCAUUUCUUAAAUAGUCCAACCCAUGAAUUUGUACUUUUCUAGUGGUCGAGAUUUCACUAGAAGUUUUUAAUUCUUCAAUAAUGUCCUUGUCCCCAACGACAAAGUGAGAAGCCAUUGCUUUUUAUUUCUAUUUAAUUAAAACAAGAAACAUCUUGCGCUUGCAUCUCAGCCAAUCAGGUACAAGUAAUUUUGCCCUGAAUUGAGAAAAAUUAAUGCCCUUAUCAUUAGCCAAUCAUAUUUGACUAAUUUUGCUCUACAGUGUGUCCCAAAAAAAAGUGACAAUAUAGAAAUUAUCCUAUCGUUAUAAUUUGAAUGCCCUAGCAUUAAGUUGAUCCCACAGGUGCAUAAAUUUCUGCUUCUGGAAUUUAAAAUAAAAAAACAAACCGUUUAUUAGUGUAAUCGUUUUGCUUGACUCCGGCGUUAAAAUAUUUGGACAAAGCGAAAACGUUUUAAAAUGCUUAAAUGUAAAUACAAGUUCAUUAAAUUCCCAGGCGUGUAAUCACGCGCGUUUAAGAGCGGCUUAAGAACAAUGAAAUUUCUAUAGUGUCACUUUUUUGGGGGACACCCUGUAUAUAUGAUUAGUUAAGUAAUCAAGGUCUGGUGUUCGUAACUAAUUAGCAUUUUCUUUAAUACUCAUUUGCACGGAGUUUACUGUAGGUGGUGCAUGCAUGUGACCUAAUUCCUGCAAUUUGAUUGGGUGCAAAUCAUUAAUUAUUAAUGAAUUUCACAAUAUAAGUUAUCAAAAUACCCUUGCUAUGAUUAUAUGGCGUACAAUUUCCGCCGACAUUCAAGUUUGGACAUUAAGCAUUCGCAUUUUUGACAUUAAGUUAAAGUUUGAAAUUUCAGCGUUGAAUUUUCAACACUAGAUAUUGCAUUUAGAACUUUAAUUUUAACAUUUACGUUCCGUUUUCAACCCUUUCACUUGAAUUUUGGCGGAUAUGUGCAGGCGUACAAUUUCCGCCAUAAUUCAUGAUUAUAAUUUCGACGGCACACAACUUUGCAACCUCAACAUGAAAAUCUCGUUUCCAACAUGGAGGUUGCCAUUCUUAAUAAUAUACAUUGUAUUUUAAACGUAAAAACGAGCUUUUACACUGUGUAUUUAUUGCCACAAAGGAAUGUCUUUGGAAAACUUAACACUUGCUCCUUAUUUCAGUCCUCUAGUAAGAAACUCACACCGCCAAAGUCUUGCAAAGAUAUUCUGACAAAGUCACCUGAGGCUGCGAGUGGACUUUAUGAUAUCUCUAUCGACAACAAGAUGGUGACAGUAUACUGUGAAAUGGUCCUUCAUGGUGGAGGCUUCACCUUUAUCCCCAAGCCAGCUGUGAGGAAUGGAACCCUACCUAACCUUGUAACACAACUUUUCACAAACCACAAUGAAGUUAUUCUUUACAUUCAAAACAAAGAUGGAAGUCAGACAUACACUCUGAUUGAACAACUGGAACAGAAAUCGCAUAUUCCUUUGGUUAUUUUACAGAAUACUUACACAGGUAUAUAUAAUGACAUUAUGAUUCUUCGGAACUUCAACAGCAAAAGUUGACCCGAGCGGGAUUUGAACUCGCACCUUUGUGGCUCUGCCGCUGGUUACACAGGUAUAUAUAAUGACAUUAUGAUUAUAUAUAAUGACAUUAUGAUUCUUCGGAAAAUCAACAGCAAAAGUUGACCCGAGCGGGAUUUGAACUCCCAACUUCGUGGCUCUGCCGCUGGUGAGAUCGCUGGUUGGGAUCGCUUUAUAUUCGUUGCGUGCGUUUGAUAUUCUGUUAGUUUGUUAGUCUUUUAAUUUGUUCGCAAUCAUAAACCUUGGUAUUUAUUCAAAAACAGUGUCUUCGACUCAGCGUUUGUGAUGCACUUGGUACCGCCCCCCCCCCCCCAGUUUUUUGGGCAGUCGGGCAAUAUUCGAUUAACAGUCGGGCAAUUUUGGUUUGUUAUAAAAAUAAAUCGGACAAAUUCUGUCAAUUUUUUCGAAAAUUUAGUCAAUUUUGUGGCCAAUGUAGUGUUUUUUUGAAAAUUUAUGUGAUGCUCCCAAAAAUUUUGGUAUGUUCGGAAAAAUUUUUUAACCCCUUAAAUGGUACACUGACCGAAAUUGUUUUGGCGCCGGGGGGGGGGAGGUGGCCAAAAUAAUUUUUCCGGGAAAAAUUUUUUGUACUAGUCGGGCACAAUCACGAAAAGUCGGGCAAUUUUACGAAAAGUCGGGCAAUUUUCUUUCCGCCCCCCUAAUUUUUUCCUUCCGGUACGCCCAUGGGCUCAUGCUCCAGGGAACCGUACUAUUUACUAUGUCUUGUUUCUUUUCUUCAUGUUCGCUUUCUGUAUGUCCUCCCAUGGAUAUAGUGUUUAAUUAAGCUAGUAUAGUCGCUAAAAUAUUUCGUAGUCGCUAUAGUAGUUUAUAAUGUAUAAAACUCACACCCAUAUCAGCUCCCAUUAACUUGACCAUAGGUCAAUUAGCCAUUUCCCAAUCGAGCAAAGGACAAGGAGGGACAACAAGUUAUAGUGGGCGAGCUAAAUAUAUAUUAAAAGAUGCCUUAUUAUAAUUGUUGCGUUUCAGGCUGCACAAAUAACUUUAGGAAUGUAGGAAAACUUCCUAGAUGCCAUAUUCGGCAUAUUGUUUAUUUUUUGUCCCUCCAAACAAGCGACUAGAACCAGUCCUCUGCUCGAUUGGGAAAUGGCUAAUAGGCAGACCGGCGGACCGGAGUCUCAUACUGUAAGUGCGAGUUCGUCUCACCCGGUUCACCUAUUACAGUUCACUUUCUCAUGCGUACGAAAUCAUGUAGAUUUUCUCUUAAUGGUUAUCAUGCAGGUUCUAACGAUUAAAUUAUUAAUAUCAAUAUGAUUAUGAUUACGAGGGUAAGCAGGUGUUCCUUGUCUAUUACAUGCACCGUAGCACGUAAGUCGUCAUUUCCAGGUCAGCGUAAACGUCUAAGCAGGCGUUUUGUUUAAUUUUAUUCCGCGAUGCACACUCUAUAAUUAUAAUCACUUGAUAUAUAACGAUCAUAGGCGUACGAGACAGGAGGGAAAAAAAACAACUUGAAAGCAUGGAAAUUUGGACAAAUGCUAGAAAAAGCAAGAAAAUUCGGGCAGAUUUACCAGAAUAUAUGUUAAAUUCAGGUUAUUUCAUUACAAUCCCCCAUAAAAAUUCGGCCAAACUUUCAACUGCUCCCCAGGAAGCAUCAUGCAGCCCCGUACGUCUAUGAUAAUGAUAGAAAUAGCUUUAAAAUAUAAGCCAUGCUUAUAGUCUAUUAAUAUAUGGGUCUCGAAACUCUAAACAGAAGUAAUUGUACAAUAUUUUUGUGUGAGUUUAUGUUAAUUGUCAUAAUUGGUGCACAGUAUAUCACGGUGAUUGAGCUCAUUGUGUUUUCGAAUAAUGAGUAAAAUCGUCCAACACGGUUUACUGAGUCAAAAAUAUGAAAUCGCGAUGAAUAUUAUUUCACUAUAGAAAUACAUGCAUGAAGCAACCCCUCGCCUAUAUUUCCAAACAUUCAUUUAGCCAUUUUUAUUUUUAUAUAUUUUUUUUAGAAAAUAGCAAAAUAAUUGAAAAAUUAGCACAGACUUUUAAUUAACAUUAAAUUUCCGAAAUGUAUACGGUAACAUUUUGAUAUUUAGCAUUUUGUGAGUUUUUAUUUAAAGUAAAAUUUAAUCUGAAAUGUAAAAAUUGUAAAAUAUUUUGAAACGUUCAUUCAACUAACUGCUUUCGCCGAUAAACUGUUUUGAAUUAACUUAAUAAAACAAAAUAAGUUCGAAUUAUUGAAAUUGCUUGAGGAUGAAGUUGUGGCAUGUGCACAGUGAGGUACAGUUCAACGUGCAAAAGCCUUCUAUUUUGUGGCUAAUUAAAGUUUGCUGGGCUUCCAGAUCCCCAUAUCUUGGCAGACGAUGAAUAAGCUAAUAACAGAAUGUCAAAAAUUAAGGGUCAAUUUUUAAUUUUAUGUAUAUAGGUUUGGGAGUAUAGGUAAAUAAUAACAAAGUACUUGUAAAUUUGGAGUUGCUUUUAUGUCAAGAAACGUAAUUUUUUGCAGGGCAUUCGAGUAUCUACGAAAAACCAAAAAAUUCCGACAUGCUGGAUUAUCUUUACCUGAGCACAUCAAUCAACAUUGGUGGAUUUAUAUCAAACAAUGUUGAAGUGAAAUAUGCUAAUAGUGGCGUGUAUCCGACUAGAAGUUACUUUGCCUUCUUUCCAAAUCAUCGUGGACAGGCUGUGAGUACGUAUCAUAGCCAAAACCUGGAUUUUGAAACAGUUGGUGUCUCAAUAGACUGGAGAAACACUGGAAUAAUCUCAGGAGAGAAUUUGCCAAAUAAUUUCUUCUUCUUAACAGAAGUGCACUAUGGUGGUAGUGGUUGCUAUACAACCAGUGAUCGUUGGGUGGAGGCAAAAGGAACUGCAAUUGGACUGCGUUGAAUUUCAUUUUUAAACUUAUAAAGUUGUUUGUGGGACAUGUUGAACUCCGUUGGGAAUUGAAAGAAACUUGCUGAGCUAACCGCCUCGCAUGGCGGCUAGUUCAGCAUGUUCUCUUGUGUGCGGAUAGUUUUCGUGCAGAGGAUUUAACCUCUCGGGGCCUAUCAAGGCCUAUAAAUAUCUAUCGAUUGCUGAC
Paramuricea clavata is the source of this 7551-nucleotide messenger RNA. The record is from the annotation of a GenBank genome assembly. NCBI's taxonomy places the organism in Eukaryota, Metazoa, Cnidaria, Anthozoa, Malacalcyonacea, Plexauridae.